Molecule: messenger RNA, 9381 nt
Organism: Pomacea canaliculata
Lineage: Eukaryota; Metazoa; Mollusca; Gastropoda; Architaenioglossa; Ampullariidae
Product: FYVE, RhoGEF and PH domain-containing protein 2-like
Exons: 21
Coding region: 1125-5045 (1306 amino acids)
Biological process (GO): filopodium assembly; cytoskeleton organization
Cellular component (GO): cytoplasm
Molecular function (GO): guanyl-nucleotide exchange factor activity; metal ion binding
Source: RefSeq, a predicted model, not a curated record
AUACCUUUCAGGGUAGCACUUUACUUUUUCAUGGGUGGCGACUCUAGAACGGAGACGGAAGAGACUUGAAAAAGUUUUGACCAAACUGUUUGGCUGCGUGAACUUUUCACUUGGACAUUUGCCGCACGCACACAUGCUUGUUUGUGCGUAUGUGUGGCCUGCAUGUUCCAAGGAACUUUCAGUACAUUCCUUUAGCUCAUUGUUGAACAUUACAGUGGCUGUGUGAGGUGUUUGGUAGAUGGGAAGCUGGAAAAGGUAACUCAUUCCUGCUCCUAGAACCAGCAGAUGUUUCAGGCAGCAGAGUGACCAGACAAUCCCAUCCACUUGCUAGUCUGCCAGCGUGACCCUUACAGGUCAAGCAUCACAGCGGGGAAGAAGGGUCUCCUCCUGCCGCAUCCAGUUUGUCCUGCAGAUUUGAUGAUAGUGUAGAAGGGAUUUCAGUGAGUAGGAGGACAGCAAAUUUUCAAUUUGUUUGUGUAACAGUGUAGCAUAAAUCUCCUCUAGAGCAGAAAGACAGCCAUUUGAUAAGAGUUUUACUGGCACGCGCACUACGUCACCUCAAACUGACCAGGGACUGCAGUGACCAAACGUCGUUAAAAGAAAAUUGCAAAGAACAUGGCGAUAUUCAGAACAUCGAAUUGUUUAGCUCGUGCCUUUCUAAAGAAGCCGAAAACCGUGUGAGGGACUGUGACAUCUCAUUUCUGGUCAUUGAGUUCACGUGGAGAUAUGCUUCACGGUUUUAUCAGCAAUCUGUUCAACCGAGGUGCUUCACAAUUCAGAGGAACGAUACACAAUCUGAUGGCCACUGACUGGAAGGACUAAGAUGCUUACGCCCUUGAAUAAAGAGAAGUCCCUACUUUUAAUCAGAGAUUUUUAUGCCGAUAUUUAAAAAGUCAGUUCCAGCGUGUUUGUCUCGAGAAGACCAUUUUAUGGCAGUGACAAUUGCUUCCACGACGGAGGGAAAAAAUAAACAGUCGACGGAAGCCACACAGCUGCUCAGAGUUAUCGUUCUUGGACCAUUUUCUACCUCCCCCUUCCUGAUGCCAGGCACACGAUGCUCGGCACGCGAUGCUGGGCAGUGUGUGGGUGGAGAUGAAAGCAAGCUGUGGUUCAUUUGAUUUAGGAUGUUUUCAACCAAUCUCAACAUGUUCCACUUCAAAACAAACAUGAAAUUGGACGAUACCCUCGAGAACUUCCUCAACAGCGUGGGGCGAAAGGUCAAGGUUAGACGCGAGGACUCGACCAGGCGCGCCACCUAUCGACCUUCAGGAACUAGCUGUGGAGCGCCCUCUGUCAACCGUCGUUCCUUUGCCGACGAGGAUCUGCAAUACUUUGAACGCAACAAUGACGGAUUUCCUCUUGCUGCGAAUGACGAAAAAAUCAAACAGCUUGAUGACAGAGUUGUCAGCGGAUAUUCGCCAGUCGCUCUAGCAGAGUCAGGACCGGCAGUAGUGAAGGUCAAGCAGAAGUCAAGGGCGAGUGUUUGGUCAUCGGAUGCUGGUUCUGUGGCGAAACUUUGGAAACUCUUCCCUCUAACUGCUCCAUCAAAGCCCAAAUUUUUUGAUCGGUUUAUCUCUGGCUCAGGACUUACUAAGAAAAGCUGUGUUGACGCACCCAGACACAAGAAGCAUACAAGCACUUUUCUGGCCAAGAAGGACAACACUGAUGACAGAUCUGAGUCUUCUGAUUAUGAAGCAAAUCUUUCAGGUGCACAGAGCCUGGAGUCUGAGGACACCUUUGGAGACUUGCAUGUGAUCAAUGAUUCAGUUGGCUGUGCCUUUGAUGACUAUGACAAUGCAGCAAAGACUUACCUUUCAGAGUCUGAGACAGUUCCUGAAGCAGACAGGGACAUUGGCUCCACCCCUCCAUCAUCUCCCAUAGUUCCUGGCCUUGUUAAACAGCGCCUUCAGAAUUUCCAAAAACUGUCAUCUGAUGGUGACCUUAACUUUAUGUGUUCAGGGUCACAGCAGAGGUAUAGGAGUGAAGGAAAAAGUGUUCCAGGGUCACCAAGGUCAGGCCGUCGCUGCUUUAGCCCCGUGUCAGAAAAGGCCAACCGUUUGGUAAAAAGUUUCUACAGUUUCUCCCGCAACAGUGCAUUCUCCCAAGCCGUAAUGGAAAAGGGAUAUGUGAGGGCUCUUGCAGAACAGAUUAACAGUGGGAAGCUGCAACCAGUUUAUGAUGAUGAUGAAAACAUAAUUUUGGCUGGGGCUGUGGACUCAAAUGAAAAUGGGAGAGGUGAACAUGUGGACAUUGCAAAGACAGAACAGUUGGGUGUUUCUCCUUGCGAAGAAAACAACAUUGGUAGGAAUUUGACUAUGCGGAGGAAUUCUAACCAUGAUCAACAGACUGUCAUUUGCUUUUCCCAUGAAAAAGACAUUGUAAGCAAUAUUCAUGUGACCUCUUGUGGUCUGUUACUAGAUGAUGACAAGCUGGACAAAGGCACAGAUGAGCAUGCUGAUUACAAACCUUCAGAACAGUUCAUCCUUUCUGGCCAGGUUUUGCCUCCCUGUGGAUCCUCUUUCCAGUCCCCAUGCUCUCCCAAGUCCCCACGCUCCCCACGUUCCCCACGUUCCCCACGCUCCCCACGCUCUCCACUCUCUCCCCAGUCUUCCAGGGCAAAGUUAAAAGAGGGUUUGAGCAAUGACAGCAGAUCUGAUCCCCUUGAAAAGAACAGUAAUGACAAACCAAAGUUUUCCAGAUCUACCAAGAGCAAUCCAUCAGUAGAUUACCAUGUGCCUAAAUUAAGUGUUUCACAUGAUAAUGAUGACAUUCCAGAAUCUUCUGAGCAUGGAUGUGUGGCAGCAGUGUCUGCUACAGGGAGUUUGGAAGAGUGCACACAGACCAGCAAAACCAAUAGCCACCUGUAUGAUAACAUACUAUUUAAGAACUCCACACUCACUCCAGAAGACCUUUUUAACAUGAGCUGGACAGAUAGUGACAGCGAAUUUUCUGAAGAUAGUGAUUUGGAAAAGGAGUCAACAGAGAAUGCUAAGCCCACACUUGUGGAGGCAUUGAAAAGUGAAAUGUGUUCUGUAUCUGCAGUGGAUCUUGAGGAAAAUUUGGAGACUGAUGUUAGUCAUGAGCAGAAGCUCAUAUCUGAGGCAUUAAACACUGAAUGUUUGCCAAGGACAGAGCAAAAGCAGCAAGCUGCAGAAAGUGUGACACCCAGAGAGAAACUUCACCAGAUAGCAGACGAAUUGCUGAAAACAGAGCGUACUUAUGUAGCUCGACUUAGAUUGCUUCAUGAGGGCUUCUACCUUCGCAUUGACCAGGAGAACCGGCAGCAUAACUUUUUGGCUGGUGAGCAUACUCUGACUGAUAUGUUCUCUAACAUUCAGAGUAUAUAUCGUUUUCACAAUGACUUUGUGCUGCGGGACCUGGAACACCGCAUGGAGAGAUGGCACCAAGAGAAGAGAAUUGGAGAUCUCAUGAAGAAGAAUGCCCCUUUUCUAAAGCUCUACACAGCCUAUAUCAAGAACUUUGACCAUGCCAUGAAUCUCAUCAAUUACUGGCUUGAAAAGUCACCCAGGUUUGCUGCAAUAGUCCAAGAAAUACAAAAAUCACCUGAAUGUGGCAGUCUUUCUCUCCAACAUCACAUGCUAGGGCCAAUCCAGAGAGUGCCACGUUAUGAACUUUUGCUCAAAGAUUAUGUUAAACACUUACCUCCUGAUUCACCAGACAAGCAAGAUGCUCAAGAAGCCCUAGAUCGUGUUACAGAGGCUGCAAGUCAUUCAAAUGAAGCCAUGAAAAAAAUUGAGAAAUUUCACAAACUUCUGGACAUUUACCAGAAGCUACGAGGCAUCGCUGUUGACUUUAUCAGCCCCACGCGAGACUUUGUUCGUGAGGGGCCUAUCACCAAAAUCUCAGCCCGCAGUGGGGAAAAGCAAUCACGGUUCCUUUUCUUGUUCAAUGACCUGCUACUUAUCUGCUCAGAUACCCUGAUGGGUACUUUCAGGGUGAGGUCCCAGUUAGACAUUGAUGGAAUGGAGGUCAAGCGUGGGGACAGCCUGACAAUCCCCAACACUUUCCUGGUUCACAGCAAGCAGAAGGCAAUUGAGCUUCUUGAUGAGAACCAAAUUAGUGAGUCAACUAGCUGGUAUGAGCUUUUGAAGAUAGUGAUACUAGAAUACCGCAAUCGAAAAAGGUCUCUGCGUAAUGAUGGUGGUGCCAGUGAUGCUGGCAAAACAUUCCCUGAGGAUGAUCAAAUGCUGGGCAAACAAGCACCUCGCUGGAUUCCAGAUGAUGCAGCCACCAUGUGCAUGAUUUGUGAACUUUUGUUUACGCGACUCAGACGUCGCCAUCACUGUCGUGCGUGUGGGCAGCUGAUCUGUGGCAGCAAGGGCUGCAGCAAGAAGGCACCCCUGGAAUACAUGGACCGCAAGAUGGCACGGGUGUGCACCAGGUGCCAUGAGAAAAUCGUCUACAGGGGCCAGUCUCAGGCCUCUUCUGGUGAAACCUCUCCCAAAAAGAAAGGUAUUUUGCAGGUGAAAGCUAGUGAUCCAGGAUUGCUGUCUGGAUACCUUCAGAUCAGUGAAGACACUGGCAAGACAUGGAACAAGCGCUGGUUUACUCUUCGUGAUGACUUCGUCAUGUACUCUUUUCGUGCACGACAGGAUGUGAGUGCCUACAACUCCCUACCAUUGCCUGGUUAUACAGUCGAAAUCAUGACAGAGUCUGACAGACUCAAUAUGUUUAGAGUGCAUCAUAAAAAUAAAAAAGUGCUGCUUUUCCAAGCAGAAAAUGAUAGAAGCCUGAAAAAGUGGGUUGGAGUGCUCAGCAAACUUGUGCUCGCCCAGCUUCCUGAUGAUUCACAGCGCUUGUCAUCACAGUCCAACUCAUCUACGAGCAGCAACACCAGUGACAUGGCCACCCCUACAACUGCCAACCCAAGCAGUAGUAGCAGCAACAGUGACAAGCUCAGCCAGGCAGACAGUGGCUGUCCCGCUGACAGCUUGUUUGAUGACGGUGUCAUGGAUGGUGAUCUUGCCAGUGUGCAGGAGGGAGGAGAGGGGGAGAAUAAUGGGGUCGCAAGCAUCAGAUCAUGAUUUAGUCUGGUAAGAGAAUUGACCAGUCAUUAAGUAGCUCAGGAGAGCCAGGUAUGCCUCUGGGAGAGAACUCUUUUCCUUUUGUACCAAACAGACUAAAAGGAUUGAUGUCUUCUGCUAAGAUUUUAGUUUGAAAAAGUGUUGCAAUUAAAUUUGAUAGCCUGAAGAAGAAAAAGUAUAACAUUGGCUCUGCAGCCCCUUAAGUCUCAAGUCUAUUUGUUGAAGAAAACAGGCUUGAGACAAAUGGUAGCCUGACGGACAGUUCUUUAAGACUUGAAACAGGGGUGAUUGUGCAGUCUGAGAUUGUUCUUGUUUUGCUCAACAAAGAUAAAUAAAGACCUGAUGCCAUCCCAAGCUUCAACAAGUAUUGGUAGCUUCUAUGCAUUGGUAAAGGGAUAAAGUUUCAAUAGACCCUUAAAGGUUGUUUUAAGUCUUCAUCUGUUUUAAUCUCAGAAGUGGUUUUAAGACUUAGUCUGGUUAGGCAGUGAUUUAAUUAUUGAUCUAGCAGUAUUUCUGGACAAAAGUUGUGUUCACAGAAAGGACUGGUUGCCCUUUUACAAGAAUAUGCACAAAUGGUGUGUAUAGCUAUAACCAAACUGUUACUGUACUGUUUGUUAAAGGUUCAGGCAGCUUGUGUGAAAUCAAAUUUUUACCCUGAAGAGUGAGCAAACCAUGCAGUGUUAAGGCAAUGGUCACAAGCAUUUCAGAUUAUCAGAUACUUGUGAAGUGACGCACAAAGGGAAGGAGGAGCAGUACAAGUCUGUGUAAUGCCAUACUGCUGCACAGAAGUUCAUGCAAGUUCAGUAGCGCUAAAAAGUCCCACUGUCAGUUUGGAAAUCCAAACCAAAGCUGGUUACACUAUCCAAGCUUUCAGCCUUCACUCAACCUGAUGUGCAUGUUACUAUGAUGCAUUCCUUUCAAAAGUGCCUAACCCUAUGAUCCAUAAAGCUGCUGUCAUUAUUCAGCUGGUUGUGAUUGAGCUUACUUUUGUGAUGUAUCACUUGACUUAUCCAUUAUAAUACCUUCUCAGUAGCUUUUAUAAUACCUUUUCAGCAGCUUCACAAUGCUCACUUGAAGUUUCUAAUAAAGCAUGGUCUAUCUUUUAUUUUUUUUAGUUUUAUUUUCUAGCAUGUUCUUGUCAAACCACUGUAAUCAACUAUUUAUGAUCCAUGUUUCACAAUCAAAAUCUAAUGUUAGCAUUUGUAUAUAAGUGGAGUACUCUGCUCUGCAAAAGAUCAGCUGCUACUAUGAUUCCUCUACCAUUAGUAUCAUUGCAGCUUCUUAACAAAGCCACUACACCUUAUUAUUUCAUCACCUUUAUUCACUACCACUCUUCACAGUUCUCUCUACAUUUCACUCUUCUGCCACUCAUUGCAAUUUACUGUACCAUCAGUUUGUUUCACCGCACCACCUCAACACAAAACCUCAUUAGAUUAUGCCACCAUGAUACUUUGCAUAUUAAAACCUCAAGAAAUAUAAACAAAUUUGUUAUGCACUUUCAAAUUCAGUUAUUUUGAGUAGGUGAUCAUGCUCUUUGAAAGUGGGUGCCCAUGUAGUUUAUGUAUGGCUAAUGCCAUAUUACAUGAAGUUAAUAGAAGAGGCAUGGUUUGUUAAGGGAUUUUUGUCAAUUGAGUUUUAAGAUCUUGAACACAUAAUUUUGUCAAAAUCCCAGAAAGUUUUAGCCAAUUUCAUGCAUGUUGAAAUGGUGGCUGGCUUUUGUAGUUUCCUAUUUCAAACUGUCAUUUUUUCAGUUUUAUAGAUUUUCUCAUCUCUGCUCCCAUAUAUGUAGAGUAUUACACACUACUAUAGCUAAGAACCUUGACUGAUAUUGUGACACUAGUUUUCUCAACAACUGUGACAAUGCCAAAGAAAUGGGACAAGGUUGAAGAAGGCAGCUGAAAGCUUGAAUAUAGUAACUGGCUUGUUGGACUUUAAUAGGGGUUUUCCCUCCCUCCUGAAGCAUUCAUUAGUAUGGUAUAAGGUUGUUGAACAAACUGAAGAACUGCAAGUCUUGCCCAUUGUACGAAGAGUGGAUAUUUGUUAACUUUGUUUUAUAAAUCAUAAAACCUUUAUAGAGUUUGGUGUUUCAGUUUUUGAUUGUGGACAGAAUUUAGGUUGCAUACCUUUCACUGUUUUAAUUAAUGACUGUCAAGAACAAACUGGACAAAGGUCCACUACAUUUUUCCAUUCCUGGAUGAGUGUGUGAGUUUGUGCAUUUAUAUUUCUAUGACAUUACUUGAAUCAAAGGUUAGCCUAAGUCCAACAAAGAGAGCUCAAAGUUGCUAGCAAGUUAUCAAAAUAUAAAAGUUGUUUGUUGGAAAAAUGCAUAGUGAGGUUAUAUAUUUUUUAAAGCACAUGUGGACCAUAAUUUAUAUUUUUGUAAUCAUAAUAGCUGCAGCCUGUGUGGAAGCUUUGAGCUUAAUGAGGCUUCACCCAAUCAACAAGUUGCAUUAGGGAUGUAGAUGACAUCUUUCUGUUAACUCAGGUGAAAACUGCAAUGUUCAAAGGCUUGUUUUGCAUGAAUGGAACAAAAUUAGGCCCAGAUUUGGGGAAAUCUUUUUAAUAAACUAAGCUCAGUUAAUUGAAAAUAAUAUUGCAAUUAUGUUAGUUUUUAGUGCUAGUAUAAAGGCUAAAGUCUUUGAGGAUGCAUUGAUGAAAUUAGUAUUUAUGCAUUGCAUUUCUGUAUUUGUUAUAUUAUGUGCACAGAAGUGAUAAAGAUGUAGAGUUUGCUAUUUUUUUCAUCUGAGUAACUCAAGGGGCUUAAAAGUAUUGUUUUGGGUUUUUUUAACUAUUCAUCAACUAUAAGGGUAGUUGAAGCAUUAAAGCCUGACAAGCAUUAGUGUUACAUGAUUUGAAAUAUAGGACUGCCAACCAGUUGUUGAUAUUCUUUUAACAGAGCAAAUCAUUACUUAAAAAAAUUACCUCAAAUCAAAUUUCAGCUUCAAUAUUGUCCAUUAGUAUCAGUGUUCAUAAGCCAAGAAAUGCACAAACUUUUUGUUUACACUCUGCUACACUGUGUAUCUAGGUAUCUGGGACCACAAGAAGCAAAGUCCUCUUUUGAAAGCAUAAUUGCUAACAUUGUUUCACAUAAUAUUUGAGAAACUUGCUCAACUUUACAUUUAUUUUAAUCAAAGAAAGAGAAAUUGGAUUUAGCUGUAAAUGGUGUGAUGAAAGCUAACUAUUGUAUUAUGGAUAAAUGAAGUUUAUAGUCUUUGUUAAAAACAGUAGCCAUUUUAACCACAUCAUGCAGUUGAGUCCACAUGACUAAUAUUUAGAGAAAAAUAUGGCUCUGGCUCAGUUUCGCAUUGAGUUAUGUAGCUGUUUGCAGUACAGUUAAUUCCCCAGAAAUCAGGUAAACUUUGUCCUCUUCAUUAAACACAAGUUCAUGUCAAAGAUUUUGAUGCCUAGUGCAAGCUGGUGGCAGCCUUACUGAGCUAACAUAAUGCAGCAUGACCAAGUCUUCGAAGAGUCUGCUGUGGUGUCCCCAUACCCACUGUUGCAAAAAAAUCUGGUCUUCAGUAUUUGAAACUGGGUCUGGAAGCACAAGAAGCCAAGGGGCAAGUAAAUAAGGAAGACCAAGUAUCUAGACUAUCUGAACAUAGAAAAUUCCAAUCAGCUUUAACAUUAAAAGCUUUUCUAGAUUCUUUUGAGAGCCCAGAGAAUAUAAAUAUGCCCAUGACACUCUGCUCAGAUGCUGCCACAGCAUUAGUAGAAUCAAUAAAAUCUGAGGAAUAUAUUAGUCUUAUCAGUCAUGAUCAGAUGUACAGUUCAGGCCAAAUAUUUGGGAAUAAAGCAAAUAGCUUCUAUUUCGUGUAUAUUAAUGACAUCACCUCGUCUGUGGCUUUCCCAAGUGAUACACAGAUCUAUGUUUGCAGAAAGGAACAGUUUGAAAACAGCUGUUGGUAAUAAGCAGCCAACUUUAAAAGGCCUUUGCAAGUAUAGUUCCUGAGCUUUUUGUCCUUUGGUUAUGACUGAAAAGAAACAUCAUCAUGUGACAAAGGAAAGAAUUCCUUGUUUCACUAAGAAUGGAAUCUUGUAACAGUAAUUAAGAUGACACUUACCAUCAAAGGCUAGUUCCUGCUCUGCACCCCAAUCCCAUCACUACCACUCCCAUUAAAAAACUAAUAUGUCAUGGAGAAAAUUACAAAGGGAACAUUAAUGUCAACACAAAAGAGAAUGUAAUGCAUUGUUGUACAUAUAAAUAUUUAUACAUGCACUCAUGAUUAUUUACUAAAUUCGGUAUGCUAUAUUGCCCUAUGUGGACAGUGAGUGCAAUGGAAUGGACUGAUUGUUUUGCUAGUUGUUGCAGUUAAUAAAGCAAGAGAUCUGUCCGAAA